This is a messenger RNA of Malassezia vespertilionis, 3069 nucleotides long. RefSeq names its product dihydrofolate synthase. The coding region runs from base 1 to 3069 and encodes 1022 amino acids. Lineage: Eukaryota; Fungi; Basidiomycota; Malasseziomycetes; Malasseziales; Malasseziaceae. The record is from RefSeq and is a predicted model, not a curated record. The transcript has a single exon.
AUGGAGCAACCAAGCAAUGUGGGUCCAAACACGCCCCUGAUUAUUUUGCGCUCCGAGGCACCGCUGCCCCAGUUUACGAUGCCGUUUCCGAUCCCACCAUCGGACUCGGAAAUCGCGUUGCUGCGGCUCUCGGUGCUUCGCAUUCUCAUGGGACAGAAGCAUGCGCCACCCGUGCAGACCAUGACGCACAGCGAGCAGCUCAAGCAGACCACGAUCGAGGGAUGGCGACUGAAAAUGAUUGAGCUACUCCAGGUUCAAGGCGGCACGCAGGGCGCGCAGCGCGACGAUGUCCUGCACGGCAUGACGCUCGAAGACGGCCACAAGUGCGACGCACUCGAGCACGGUGACGAGGUUGUUGUCAGGGUGCGCAAAGGAUUUUCGAUUCAGGAAUUGGAGCUGCCCGCUCUGCCCGCGGACCAUGACUACUCGCCCGGCAUGAACACUGGCGCUGCGAUUGUGUAUCACCAGCCCGCGUAUUCGAUUGCAAAGCCCGCCGAGCCUUCGUCGCACUCGUCGUCCGUGCAAGCAAACCCUUACGCGAAUUAUCAUGCUCAUUCGUACCCCAACUACCGCAAAGGGUACAAGGUGCAUGUAGCCCAGGGCGGCGGAAACCCCGCGCGCAAGAACUAUGUUGGUGUCGGGCCCACAGUUCAUGCUCCGGAUUCGAACGCGCCAUUGACCGUACAGACGCACCAACUUGCCGCACUCAUGAGCAUGGCUCGCGCACACAGUGCUGUGGGCGACGAGGCACGCGCCAAGCUUGCAGACAUGGGUGUUGUUUGGGAUCGGCCGGGAUGGGAUCGUCGGCAAUCGACGCCGUCGGUACAGUUGGGGUCCAAGGCUGGCGGUGCGGGCAAAUCGCGCUCCAAGCUCAGUGCAGGCAUUCCUCAAACCGCGCUUGUGAUUGGCCCCGGUUUGCAAGGUACGCUUGCCGAGGGAUCUGCUCGUACUGCGAGCGUUGCGCCGAUACAGUACGAAGCAAGUGCUGCGGAUGAUGUGUCGAAGCAUGCCAAGCCUUCGCGUAUGCGGAGGAUGCCGCUGACGGAGAAUCAAGCUGUGACGCAGCCCAAGUUGCAUGAAACAGUGCCUGUGAUGGCACCUGUGUCUGGGACGGCAGGUGCAGGCAUGUCUGGAGCAGCACCGCCGCUUGCGCCGCCGUUUUCCAUGCCUGCGAAUGGAUUCGCGCCGUAUUAUUCCAUGCCUGCGCAUGGAUCCGCGCCCAUGCCAGUGCCAGCGCCCAUGCCAGCGCCCAUGCCAGCGCCCAUGCCAGCGCCAGCACCAGCGCCCAUGCCAGCACCAGCGCCCAUGCCAGCAUCAGCGCCCAUGCCAGCGCUUGUCUACUCAUCGGCGCCAGCACCUGCGGCCUCUACUAUCCCCACACAGCCCGUGUGGCUUUCUGCUCCUGGUAGCGCGCACCCCAUGUUGCCUGCCAACCCCAGUACCGAGCCGACCCGCAACAAGAGCAAGCGCAAGCGCGAACGCUUUUCGCGCCUGAAAGCCAUGUUUGCUGCCUCCAAUGGCAAGACGCAUCCUCGCCUUGCAAAGCUGUUUGCACCCAUGUACGCAUCGCCUACUCAGGCACGCAUUACUGGGCGUGGCAAUCCCGAACUCUUGACUGCAGCCACGGAAGAAGACCAACUCGACGCCGUGCAGCCCGUCCAUCCGCCCUCUUUUGUUGCACCACCUCCUGUCACGAUGGAUUUCCCUCCGUCUGCGCUGGGUGUCAUGCCUGCUGGCUUCGCCGCCGAGCGAUACACCGAGCCAAGAGUGCCGAUCGAACCUCUGCAGCACACGCCAUGGAGGGGUGCGCCAGCGCCGCCAGUGCAAUCUAUUCUGGUGCAUCCAGCGUCGCCCGUCCAGCCAACGCAGUCGGCGCAUCAGCCGGGCGUCCUGCGCCGCCUAUCGCAGCGCAGCAAAAACUCGGACUCUACGCAGCAGCACGGCCACGCCUCCGAAGCCGCCAAGCUCCUGUUUACGCAGCCGCUGGGCGACGCUACCGACGUGAUUGAGGGUGUGUCUCAAGACGAGAUCGAGGCACAUCGCGCAGCCAAAGAAGAGCGCAUCGAGCACUUCAAGUCUCUUCUUCGCAACGGCAGCAAAGAGAACCUUUUCCAGCCGCAGAGCAUCACGCCAGUCGCCGAGCAGGGCGAGUUUGAGCCUUCCAAGCAGCAUGCAGCGCAGCACGCCGCGCCGAUGCGUGCACAUGACACACAAUCGUCUUACCUUGCGCCCAGCCGCUCGAUGCGUAAUGUGUCGCAGCUUCCUUCGUACACGCGCCGUGCCGAGGCCACCGCGCCGCAGCCCAUGGUCUCGAGGCUUAGCCGGCCGAGCAGCAUGUACGGCCCUGGGCCCUUGGCGCAGAACCGAAACAUGCCGCAGCAGGCAUACAGUCCACCUGCACUUGUCCUGGCACCGCCCAAUACACAAACCGCGAUGCUGUACUUGCAGAACACAGCCACGGCGCCUGCAGGGACACUGCAAAAGCCUGCUCAUUUGCCUGCAACUGCUCCCGCUGACAUUCGCGCAGCCACGCCUCAGGGAACUGUGCCUGGCUCGCCCAGCACGCUGCACUAUUCCGUGCGCACCGGCGCCGAGACUCCUGCGUUCUUCGAUACACAGAACUCGGCGAAUGUUUCGACCGAAGCACUGGUCUCCGACUUUCAGGAUGCGUCUGAAUUGCAGGCGGCUACGACGCACGUCGCGACGCCGGGCCAGGCCGCUUCAAACCCCUCGAGUUGGUCCAAGGCUGAUCUGCGCUACCUCGAAGUGCAAAAGCAGCUUGCGGCCGAGCGCGCCAAGCAGGACCGUGCAGAGCGCCAACGCAUCGAGUGGCUCAGCCAGCGUGCCGAGCAGAGCGAGGAGGCACUUGUACAAGCGCGCCUCGAGCAGAUGCGUUUGGAGCACCAGAACCAGGAGCAGGAACGUCUUGCUUUUGAGCGUCUCUCGGCGCAGCAGCGCUUUGCCAUGGAGCACGAGCGCUUGGCCCGGGAGCAGCAGCGGCUUGCCCAAGAGCAAGCGUACUUGGAGCAGCAGCGGCAUGCGUAUGAACGCAGCUGGACUACACAGUAA